This is a messenger RNA of Apodemus sylvaticus (European woodmouse), 1624 nucleotides long. RefSeq names its product migration and invasion inhibitory protein (gene Miip). The record is from RefSeq and is a predicted model, not a curated record. Gene Ontology annotation, biological process: negative regulation of cell migration; negative regulation of G2/M transition of mitotic cell cycle. Bases 249 to 1391 code for a protein of 380 amino acids. NCBI's taxonomy places the organism in Eukaryota, Metazoa, Chordata, Mammalia, Rodentia, Muridae. The transcript is spliced from 10 exons.
CCGCUCCUGCUGGAGGCGGAUCCAGGGUUGCUGGGAAUCUGGGCUUCCGGGUGGAGAGCGUCCAUUCAUCCAGGGCAGCCACUGAUCUUGAGACCAGGGAGAUGUGCCUGCGUCCCGCUAGACCGGUAGAGAAGGGGCAAGCGCCUAGGCCCGGUGUGCACCCUGCCUGAGUGCGCGCUUAGCACCUCCUGUGGGUAUACUGCAGCCCGGGGACAGCGACGUUGCUGUGAGAAGCCCACGUGCCCAAUAUGGCAGAGACUAAAGACCCCGUUCAGCUUCGGCUCCUUAGCCUGGAGCUCCUGAAGCAGCUCUGGGCUGGGCACGAGGCCAUGUGUCGGUCAGUGGCCAGAGCAGCCUCCGAGUCAAACGUGGUUUGUAGCGGCAACAACUUAGAGAUGCCACUGUCCCAAGGGACUUCUUCUGCUUCCUCAGUCGCCCCCAGCUCACAGGACAAAAGACACACGUGGGACCCACUGGGCAGUCAUCGAGGUGACACAUUUGAUGUGGCCUGUUACGGGAAGGUCAGCUCCAGGAUGGACUGUCUCCCACCUGCCACCUGCCUACACCAGGAGCCCCAGGAAGGACUACAGCCCCCUUCAGUACCCUUGCCAGCCACCCAAGGCCUGAAGCGGCCGGUGUCUUUGGGAGGACCAAAAGGCCUGGGACCCGACAAGACACAGGUCCCACGGUCCAUCCUGUCACGACUAAGCGAGCCAUCUAAGUGCAAAGUGACCUCCCAGGGGUCUGCAAUGCCUGAGAGCACCUGGCACCCUAGACCCUCCCUAGGCUAUGAUUGGAUUGCAGGGACCCUGGACAAUAGCUCUCCGGUCACGAGUGAACCCGAGGCCUUCUUCUCUGUGCUGCAGAGGUUUCGAGAAGAUAACAAAGAGGAUUGUGUUUGCAACUCUCCCGAAGCUGUGUUCCCAGACCUGCAUGAGAGCAAUGGUGUGGAGAAGGACCACGAGUGUGUGUACUGUUACCGGAUCAACCGCCGGCUGUUUCCUGAGCCUGUGGAUCCGGGUGCCCCUUGCCUUGUGUGUGGGACACCCCGGGAUGAGAAGGGCCCUGAAACUCUGGUGGAGCCAGUGCAAGUCAGGGUGAGCAUCCCUCUCUCCAUCAUGGGCCCUCCGCACCGGUAUCGAAUUCAUAGAAGGAAGAGCUUUGAUGCAUCCGACACUCUAGCUCUGCCUCGGCACUGUCUGCUGGGCUGGGACAUCCUACCUCCAAAAUCAGAGAAAGCCUCUGUCCCCAAGAGCCUGGACCUCUGGUCUUCCAUGUCCUAUGGAACAGCGCAUUGCCAACAUCUCUCCGACACAAGCCUAUCCUGUCAGGCCUUGCCAACACGGGUCCCAACGCCUAUGUGGUCAGAGCCUCAGGUUGCCCGGCUCUGAGCCUCCCACUAGAAGCCCUGUGGACUGACUACCCAGAAGGCGACAGAAUUCUACCAGUGCCAUCAAUCUCCCCUGAGGAGAAGCACCUGAGAUCUGGAAGUGGCCAAGAUGGAGGUGGCUGAGCUGUCUCUCCUUGGUUGUCCCUUCUGUCUCCUGAGAUAUUGAAAGUGGGAAUUCCAGAACAGGGGGGAGAGAGUGCUAUGAGUAGUGUGCUAAUAAAACUCAGGGCCCUA